AAUUGUUGAUUGGAAAGUUGGAUUUGGGAGACGAUUACUCUAUACCGAUCACUCAAGAUAUAGUAAUUGAACAGCAAGGGAAUUACGCACUAUCUACUCGUCCAGAUCGCCCCGCUACACCAUCAAGUCACACCAAAACCACCAAAAUCCAAGGGACCGAAAAGUCCGGCCUCAGCACCACAGCUACCCCAGCCACCAGCUCCUCCUCCCCAAAUACACACACCAUGGGUUUAUUCUCCAGCUCAGCCGACAAGCUGCCCGCCCCCAAGAUCUCAACCGACGGCACACCCAUCGCGCCCGACCGGACCGCGCGCGCGAAGUGCUGGGAGGCGAGGGACGCAUACUUCCAGUGCCUGGACAAGAACACCAUUAUCGACAGCUUGACGAAUAAGGAUGCCGCGGAGAAGGCGUGCGGUGCGGAGAAUAAAGGGUUUGAGAAGAAUUGCGCGAGUAGCUGGGUUACAUAUUUCAAGAAGCGCCGAGUGAUGGAAUACCAGCGCGACCAACAAAUGAAGAAGCUCCGCGCAGAAGGCGCACAGGAAAUCCCAGCAGGAUCCGUCCCACCAGGAAUCGGCUCGAUACCAACCGCCGGACCCAGGUGAACAACCUACAUACAGCAAGAGGAAGAAGCAGGAGGAGUUGUGAGAAUAAGAAUAAAAUUGUAUGAUAUGUAAAAAUACGGUCAACAGUAGCAGGACAAAAGGGGCAUAUGGCACGAAUAUAACGAGUUAAAAAUAUUAGUCUUUUGGACAAAUCCACUCCUAUAACAAACACCACAACUCAAAGCUCAAAAGCCACACCACCUCUCGUCAAACAAAAGAAAAAAUGCCGAUAGAGAACCGGAA
Pseudogymnoascus verrucosus is the source of this 845-nucleotide messenger RNA. RefSeq lists its product as uncharacterized. The record is from RefSeq and is a predicted model, not a curated record. Lineage: Eukaryota; Fungi; Ascomycota; Leotiomycetes; Thelebolales; Thelebolaceae. Gene Ontology annotation, biological process: mitochondrial respiratory chain complex IV assembly. Gene Ontology annotation, cellular component: mitochondrion; mitochondrial intermembrane space; respiratory chain complex IV. The transcript has 2 exons. The coding region runs from base 225 to 602 and encodes 125 amino acids.